Messenger RNA from Lolium rigidum, 1245 nucleotides. RefSeq lists its product as uncharacterized. Bases 1 to 1245 code for a protein of 414 amino acids. NCBI's taxonomy places the organism in Eukaryota, Viridiplantae, Streptophyta, Magnoliopsida, Poales, Poaceae. The transcript has a single exon. The record is from RefSeq and is a predicted model, not a curated record.
AUGGAGCGCCCUUCAAGCCUGACUGCGCGCAGCAACAAGCGCCCUCGACUAGCCUGUGCUGCCAUCUCAGAAGAAGAAUCUAACUGGGCGUCUCUUCAGGCCGAUUUAGUUGGCCUGAUCGGGUCGAGGGUGCUAGCGGGCGAUUUGAUGGACUACGUCCGCUUCAGGGCCGUUUGCCCCCACUGGCGAUCUAGCUCAGACUGCCCACGCAGCCGCGGCGUCGUCGACCCGCGCUUUCACCCUCGCCGGUGGAUGAUGCUGCCCGAGGGCCACGGUCUCUACCCUGGUCACGGCAAGCUACGUGGUUACAUCCGCUUCUUCAACCUCUCCACAUGCGUCAUCGUCCGCGUCCUGCUCCCGCUUUUCAGGAACCACUGCAUUCUCGACUCAGUCGAUGGCCUCCUCCUCCUGCAACGGGACGAAGACACCGUCAUCCGCCUCCUCCACCCCUUCACCGGUGACAUUGUAGACCUCCCGCCACUCGCCACCCUCAUGCGUCUUCCUGGAGCCAACCUGAACGUGAGAAGGACUUGGACGUAUUUUAGAAAGAUCGGCGCUACCUCCGUCAGUGUUAGUGCAGGUGGAGUCAUCACUGUCAUGAUUGUACUUCAUGACAUAUCGAUGCUAGCCUUUGCUACUUCCACAGACCAUCAAUGGAAUGUUCCACCCUGGAGGCUCUCGCCAAUUUGGAGGCUAAUAUCAUCCCAAGGCAAGCUAUACAUGAUGGAUAAUCCCACACUUGACACUACUCAUCCCGGUGACACUCAGAUUUUACAGAUCGACCCGCCACAGCAUGACGGGACGGGCUCAGCUUCGUCCUCAAUGCCAUCGCAGAAGUUGGUUGCCACAUGCCCGGCCGGCAAGAUGCAUGUCCCUCAAUACCUGGCAGAAUGCGACUCGGAAGUCCUGGUCAUCGGGUAUAGAGACGGAUUCUUUACACAUCCUUUAGUUUACAGACUGUCUGACCUUAUCCUUGACAGGGUUGCACCGGUAACUAGUAUCGGAGGCAAUGUUCUGUUCAUUGAUGAAAGGAUUUUAAGUGUCAGCUGUAAGACAGUUUUGCCUAACAUUGCGGGUGACACCGUCGUAGCUGUUCAUCCGACGGACCUGUAUUUGGCGCAACGCAACCUCACCAGCCACGCAUGGUUACCGGCAGCGGAUGGAUGUAUCGCAAAACGUGAUGUAUCAAUGCCUUAUAGCCUCAUUUACCAUAUCUUCACAUGUUGCAACCGUGCUUUUUGGUGA